CUCGCCACGCACAUCUAUCCUCGCACCACCAGCUCUUGGCGCCGCCGUGAUCGAUCUCCUCCUUGCACGCCGAUCGAGCAACCAUGGACCAGCUCCAGAAGCGCCCCGCCAACUACGUGCCGCUGAGCCCCGUCGGCUUCCUGCCGCGCGCCAAUGCCGUCUACGGCGACCGCCUGUCGGUCGUCUACGGCCGCGUCCGCUUCACCUGGAGCCAGACGUACCACCGCUGCCGCCGCCUCGCGUCCGCGCUCCUCGCGCUCGGCGUCCGCCGCGGCGACGUCGUCUCCGUCCUCGCGCCCAACGUGCCGGCCAUGUACGAGAUGCAUUUCGCCGUGCCCAUGGCCGGCGCCGUGCUCAACACCAUCAACACGCGCCUCGACGCCAACGCCGUCGCCACCAUCCUGCGCCACUCCGAGGCCAAGCUCCUCUUCGUCGACUACGACUACGUGCGCCUCGCCGGCGACGCGCUCCGGCUCCUCGCGGACGCCGGCAGGCCCGUCCCGCUCGUCGCCGUCAUCGACGACCUCGACGCGCCCACCGGGGUCCGACUCGGCGAGCUCGAGUACGAGGGGCUCGUCGCGCACGGCGACCCGGAAGCCGACCUGCCGCCGCUCGCCGACGAGUGGGACGCCGUCACGCUCAACUACACUUCCGGCACCACCUCCGCGCCCAAGGGCGUCGUCUACAGCCACCGCGGCGCGUACCUCAGCACCACCAGCCUGCUGCUGCAGUGGGGGGUGGGCACCGAGCCUGUCUACCUGUGGACGCUCCCCAUGUUCCACUGCAACGGCUGGACCUUCACGUGGGGCAUGGCGGCGCGCGGCGGCGUCAACGUCUGCAUCCGCGACGCACGCCCCGCGGACAUCUACCGCGCCAUCGCGCGCCACCGCGUCACACACAUGUGCUGCGCGCCCGUGGUGUUCAGCAUCCUCCUCGAGGGCGACGCCAACAAGCAGCAGCUCGAGGCCCCGGUUCACGUCCUCACCGGCGGGGCCCCGCCGCCUGCCGCGCUGCUGGAGCGCGUCGAGCGGAUUGGCUUCCGCGUCACGCACGCCUACGGCCUCACGGAGGCAACGGGGCCCGCGCUCGCAUGCGAGUGGCGCGACCAGUGGGACCGCCUGCCGCUUCCGGAGCGCGCGCGCCUCAAGGCGCGCCAGGGGGUCAGCGUCCUGUCCCUCGCCGACGCCGACGUCAAGAACGCCGACACCAUGCAGAGCGUGCCGCGCGACGGAAAAACCGUCGGGGAGAUCGUCCUCCGCGGCAGCAGCGUCAUGAAGGGGUACCUCAACAACCCGAAGGCCAACGAGGAGGCCUUCAAGGGCGGGUGGUUCCUGACGGGCGACGUCGGCGUCGUGCACCAGGACGGGUACAUCGAGAUCAAGGACAGGUCCAAGGACGUGAUCAUAAGCGGCGGGGAGAACAUCUGCAGCAAGGAGGUGGAGGAGGUGCUGUUCCGGCACCCCGCCGUGGCGGACGCGGCGGUGGUUGCGAUGCCGCACCCGCGCUGGGGCGAGACGCCGUGCGCGUUCGUCGUGGCCAGGGACAAGGCCGCCCGCGUCUCCGAGGACGACGUGCUCGCGUUCUGCAGCAAGCGCAUGGCGCGCUUCAUGGUGCCGAAGAAGGUGGUGGUCGUAGAAGCCCUACCAAGAAAUGGGCUGGGAAAGGUCGAGAAGGUCAAGCUCCGUGAUGUGGCACGUAAACUGGCGCCAACAGUGCCGGCACAGAAGCCGAAGGGGAAGACGACGACGACGACAACGACGGUCGGCGGGCGCCGCGACGAGCAGCCGGUGGCGCACAUCAUGGCCGUGUCAAGGUCAAGGCUAUAGCCCUAUACUGUGGUAACCGGUGCUACGCUUCCUUUGCUAUUGCUGCUGAACUGGUACGGUGCUGAUCUGUCAGCUGAAGGUUGGUAAAAAGGAAUAGGAUUUUGGAACUUUUGGCGCCAAAGUUCCAGGAAUAAGAGAAUAGCCUAGUUUAAAUGUUUUGAACUUUUUACGCGCAGUGAUUGUGUAGGAAUGGAUGGGAUGUAUCACUGCCGCCAAAGUAUUUGUUCUUUUAUUUU
This is a messenger RNA of Panicum hallii, 2062 nucleotides long. RefSeq names its product benzoate--CoA ligase, peroxisomal-like. Lineage: Eukaryota; Viridiplantae; Streptophyta; Magnoliopsida; Poales; Poaceae. The transcript has a single exon. Bases 84 to 1826 code for a protein of 580 amino acids. The record is from RefSeq and is a predicted model, not a curated record.